CUCCCCCUUUCUCUUUCUUCAAUCUUGUUCGCAGAUCAGAACAACUCUCUCCAUCUCUCCCCCCCUCACUCGCUGUGCAUCGUUUGGAGUUUUAUACGAAAAACUCUAAACCCCGUCGGCAAAGGAUCUGGAUGAAAAAAGACCCAGGCGGUGGACUACUUGCAGAGCACGCAGCCACCAAAUUUGACCAUCCCCAAAACCUCCAGCAAGCAAACAACGCAGCGGUCACUCUGAUGAUGGCCAGCGCAGGCGGUGUUCCGACCGCAUCGAGCGGAGCCAGCACCCCGUUUGGCAAUUCGUCCGGCUCCAUGCUCAAGCCUCUUUUAUUGGCGGGACUGCCCGGCGCGAUGGGCGGCGCUGGCGCGCCAGACUUUUCGAAUGGCAUGAAUUUCAACAAUGGCGUCCCAAUCGGCAGCGGAGUCAGUGGCAUCUCCACGCCGGUCGCGUCGUCUGGGCCAUACCCGCAGUACUCGUCAACAGGACCAAUGUCGUCCAGCGUGCCAAUGCCGCAAUCCCCGUUUGCACAAGCGGCAAGCCUGGCUGCCGCCAACGCUGGCAUUGCCUCGCCUGCUCCCAUGUUCCAACCCGCGCUGCCGUCCGGCGCGUCGUCGCAGUUCAAUUUCGGCUCCCAGGUGCAGGGUCCGGUCACCAUGGCAAACAUGGCCUCGGUCACGGCGCAGGCAGGCACACCGCUGCAGCUCAACUUUUCCACGCGCGACGCCUUUGGCAACAUUAACGGCUGCUUCUCGCUCAACAUCAACCUAACACCCUCCUGCACCAACUGUGGCAGUCAAGUAGCCAGUACAGCGGCCCAAAACUCGGCUGCGAGCGGCGGCUUUGGCGCCAACACGCGAGGAUACACGUCGACCGCCACGCGCCGAUUGCGGCAAGUGACGCAAAAGGACACCCCGCCCAGAUCACCGCUGGCUGCUACCCGCAGCACCAGCAGUCGGCUCGCCGCGGCGGCGGCUGCAGACGGCGCCACCAGCUACAGCGCCCCUGCCACUCCGACCCAUGGCCAAUCGCCCGCCAAACCGCCGCGCACCGGCAUGUCGCGCUCGAGCACGGCCUCUCCCGUGCCGGCUGACGCGCUGGACGAGUCUGCCGCGAUGGCCUUGGACAGCCGCGAGCUUGCUGCAGGUCUUCGCAAGUCUGUCGCUCGAAGCAAGGCGACGGAAGAGUCCGAGAACGAAGACGCAGCGGAGGAGGAUGCCGAGGACGGCCAGGACGAGGACGAGGACGACAACCAGGAAGACGAAGAAGACGAGCAAGAAGACGAAGAAGCAGGCGAAGACGACGAGGAAAAGGCAGCCGAGGACGACGAAGAAGACGGCGGCGGCGUUCGCAAACGCAGCCGGCUUGCCUACGAAGACGAUGAGCGCGAUCUCGACUUUGGCUCGGGCAGGCGACCCCGCUCUGCGCGUCGUGCCGCCUCGUUGCUCGCAGCCGCCAUGGCUGCCGGAGCGUCCCAAGGCACCGACAGCGCCGAGGAGGCCGAAGACGGCGGCUCGGCCUCUGCCACGCCAAGCAACAAGGACCGCUCUGGGCCAUACCGUCACGGUGUGAAGGCUGCGCCAUUCACGCUUCAAAAGCUGUCCGUCACCCUGCCCGAAGAAAUGGUCAACCAGAUUGCCCUGCUCAACUCGCAGCUGAGCGAGUUCAUCUCGCCCGUCGGCGACCAGUCGGCUCUCAAGGCCCGCAACCCGGACAAGAUUGGGUGCAUUUUGGCCAUCUUCGACGCGCUGACCGAAGAAGAAAAGCUCGAGUACGCCAACGCCCAGUGGUGGCGGACGAGCGACGCGUACUUUAAGCACCACCAAAUCGCAACGCAGCCGUCCAAGUACCUGCAGUCGUACUCCAAGACACACCGCCAUCUGAUGGACUUGUGGAUGCAAAAGUACUUUGGCGACUGCAGCGUCAAACUUGCCUUCCUGCGCGUCUUUGACGUUGCCAAGCGGGUGUACGACACCAAGUAUGCGCGUUCUUAGGUUGAUCUUGUUUCUGCUUUCUUUUCUUUUCGUUUUUCUCUUUUCUCUUUUCUCUUCUUUGUUUCGUGGACUGGCUUCUGCGUUUUCUUGUUAUGGAUGAAAUGGUGACUGAGCGAGCCACUCGGCUUGUUCGGUUCAAGCGUUGUGAUGAUUUUUGGAAUCUUGUACUUGUAGGGUUGUGCCUUGUGCUUGUGGUGAGAUGGUGAAAUGAAAAUGGUGGAGGCAGCCACACUGUCGUUCCACCGCUUUCUUUCUGUCUCACUCUCUCUGGCUGUUCUAUUGCGUUGUUUGAAUUUGGCUUUGGUUGUGGAUGUUUCACUGUUCAAAAAAUGAAACUCUUUUGCAUCAAAGUG
This is a messenger RNA of Capsaspora owczarzaki ATCC 30864, 2341 nucleotides long. RefSeq lists its product as hypothetical. The record is from RefSeq and is a predicted model, not a curated record. Bases 132 to 1988 code for a protein of 618 amino acids. Lineage: Eukaryota; Filasterea; Ministeriida; Capsasporidae. The transcript has 2 exons.